UUUGAACAGAAUAACAACAACACGGUGGGGGCUGUUUGUUUACAACUUGACUGCGUCCUGUAACUGCCUUCAUCUGUCACCGAUCCGUCUAAAGACGUUGUACCUCAAAACUAGGAGCGACAGGGCGUUGAAAACAUCAGCAGCACUGAGGACAUGUUUUGGUGGCAUAGGCAACAACGAGAUUUGGACCAUCAGAAUCAGGAUCAAAUGUGGGAUAGAGAGAGGGCAGAUACAGAGGUGAAACAAGAGAUGCCGGCUCUAUCCAAACCAUUGAAGAGUAUGUCACCGCGAAAAAGGGCCUCAAAGCCGUCCCCCCGCAGCUCUGGGAAAAGUGCCUCGUCUGAGUCGGGGAGCCCGUGGAAAAAAAGCUCGGUGUCCUGCCUUAAGGCUCUCUCCAGUGAAACCCAGAGUAGGACUGCAGAGCUGGCAGCCACUUCAAAGACUCCCCACAGCGGCAAGGCCCCCCUGGCAUCCAGAUGCAACAAAGUACGCCAUGUAAAGUUUUGCAGCAGGUCCGAGCAUGAGAAAGACGGGGGAUUAAAGGGAUCUACCCAUAGGGAAGCAAGCGAGCAAAGACAAAGCCGAGGCAUCCUGAAGAGCUGCAGCAAGAUGAAACACCUUUUCGGGAAAACAAACACUGAGAAGAUCACAGACUCUGAGAGACUCUCCGGUGCUGAGACUCUGGACGGCUUCCUGGGAGGCAACGCCACUCUCCUACAUGUUCCCACACUUGAUAAGCUGCCCAGUGAAUCUGAAUCUGAAUCCUCUUCUUCCUCGGAGGAUGAUGAAGAUGGUGACCUCACAUAUACAGGGACAUACUUUCCGUUGACAUUUUCUCAACCAAGCUCGGCAGCUGGUGCCUUCGGUUACAGCCGACAUAGCCCUGAGUCUUUCAACUCACUGUUAAGAACAUCAACCAAUUCACCUGGAUACAGUCUCAGUCCUCUCCCGGAGCAAACAGGGCGACCUCGUGUGCCACUCAUCCCCGACAGACUGGACAGACGCCUGGUGGAUCCCACCAAGCAGAUAUACCCUCUACCCAAACGUCACAAGAGCAGACAAACGUCACCCAAAGGAGGCUUCUGUCCGAGGCAGUCUACUGAGGAAUACCUGAGCUGCACCCCUUACACAUUGUGGUCUUCCAAGGAACCCUGGCGUCAGAGCGCCUCUGGACAGCCAGAUAGUCUGAACGUGGACGGAGUGUUUGGUGAUAUCAAACAGUUAAGACACGUUCAUGAAUCUCCAGCAGCCGAGGGAGGAGCUGCUGCUGCUGCCCAGAGCGCCCAGUGUCACCAAGAUAGCAGCAGACUGAUUGUAUGCAGACCCAAACCAAGGUUUAUAGAGGAGGAAGAGGAGGACCAGUGUCGGAUCUGCCACAGCAGCGAUAAUUCAAUAAGCAACCAGCUGAUAUCACCGUGCCUGUGUUCAGGGACAGUGAAGUUUGUUCACUUAGACUGCCUGAGGACGUGGAUCAGGACCAAAAUCCAUUCAGGGUCGUUGCCUCAAAAGAUCAAAAGAUGUGAACUCUGUCACGGGAUGUUGUUACUGGACCCGAGUCAACUGGACUUGGACAAAUAUUACAGAGAACAACGCCGAAAGGUGGAGAGGAUCCCUGAGGGGCGCAGGGUGAGGGAUCUCGGAAGAGGAGAAGAAGUGUUAAACUUCAGGACGUUGAUAUUGAGAGGUUUAGAUCCUCGGAUGUUGCCACAACCCUGCCCAGUCCCAAGGGUUCGGGUAUGGCCAUCUUUUCCCUUACUAAUAAGGAGGAGAUUAAGAAGUAUCCAUGAGGGGAGGAACCCCUCAACAGAGGCGUCUAGUGACAGUGACUGAGACAGUUGACACGCAGCAGGACUCUGCUUUCUUUUCUUUCUUUUUUUUAAACAUCUCGGCUGAUGUGAAACUAAAACAGGAGUAUUACAAUAAAACACUAUGCAUCUAAUCAAA
This is a messenger RNA of Centropristis striata (black sea bass), 1944 nucleotides long. Its product is annotated as probable E3 ubiquitin-protein ligase MARCHF10. Bases 154 to 1830 code for a protein of 558 amino acids. The record is from RefSeq and is a predicted model, not a curated record. Gene Ontology annotation, molecular function: zinc ion binding. The transcript has 9 exons. Lineage: Eukaryota; Metazoa; Chordata; Actinopteri; Perciformes; Serranidae.